AUGAGAAGGCGCUUGAUCAAAAAACUUUGUAUGGUUUUUGGACCUAGAUUGCCAAGGAUAUGGUUAAUCCUUUGUCUAGUUAGUGUUUUUGUACUUAUUAUUUUGUCAGGUUCGUCUUCUUCUAGUUCCUUUGACUCAGUCACAUUGACUGUGAAACCAGACAUUUAUGCAAACUACCGAAGACUAAAAGAGCAAGCGGUAAAUGACUAUGUGGAUUUAACUAGUUUAUCUUUAGGGGUUAGUAACCUGAAGGAGCUUAGGAUCUGUGGAAAGGAAAAGGAGCACUACGUUCCUUGCUACAACGUGUCUGCGAAUCUUUUAACUGGGUUUAAAAAUGGUUUGGAGUUUGAUCGACAUUGUGAAGUAUCACAAGGUGAACCGUACUGUUUGGUUCGUCCUCCAAAGGACUAUAAAACACCCCUGAGUUGGCCAGUUGGUAGAGAUGUGAUAUGGAAUGAAAAUGUGAAGAUAACCAAAGACCAAUUCCUUUCUUCAGGGAGCAUGACGAAAAGGUUAAUGCUAAUGGAAGAGAACCAAAUUUCUUUCCACUCAGAUGACGGAUUGACGUUUGAUGGUGUCAAAGAUUACUCCCAUCAAGUUGCGGAGAUGAUAGGACUGGGAAGUGAUGCGGAAUUUCAUCAAGCUGGUGUGCGCACAGUACUUGAUGUUGGUUGCGGGUUUGGUAGCUUUGGGGCUCAUUUGCUCUCACUUAAACUAAUGCCUGUUUGUAUGGCUGCAUAUGAGUUAACUGGUAGCCAAGUUCAGAUAUCCCUUGAAAGAGGUCUUCCAGCAAUAAUUGGCAACUUCAAUUCUAGGCAGCUUCCGUUUCCAGCAUUGUCAUAUGACAUGGUUCACUGUGCAGAAUGUGGUAUUCUGUGGGAUGACAAAGAUGGAUUGUUGCUUAUUGAAGCUGACCGAAUACUUAAGCCUGGAGGUUACUUUGUUUUACAUGGGAGUUCAUUAAGUACAAAGAAGGGAAGCAUGGCCAGCCCUAUUGAAGAAUUUGCUCGGAAAAUCUGUUGGACAUUUAUAGCUCAGCAAGAAGAAACUUUCAUCUGGCAGAAAACCAUUGAUGCCCAAUGCUACUCAUCUAGCGUGCAGGGUGCUAUCCCUCCUUGUAGAGAAGAAAGGGAGGAUAUUCAGUCCUAUUAUCAGCCACUUGCAUCUUGUGUGGGAGGGACUACAAGCAAGCGCUGGGUUCCCAUUCAGAACAGGUCUUCUGGUUCCCAGAUGAUCCCUGCUGAGCUUGAAAUUUAUGGAAAGCAUUGUUCCAUUCAGCAGGAUGAAUUCUAUGAAGACUUUGAAUCUUCAUUAUCAGCUUUAAGAAACUACUGGUCUUUACUUACACCCUUGAUUUUUUCUGAUCAUCCUAAAAGGCCGGGUGAUGAGGAUCCAUUACCUCCAUAUAAUAUGAUAAGAAAUGUGAUGGACAUGAAUGCGCAUUAUGGUGGUUUGAACGCUGCAUUUCUGGAAGAAGGAAAAUCAGUGUGGGUGAUGAAUGUUGUGCCUAUCAGAGCAAGUAACACGCUCCCAGUCAUACUCCAUCAAGGUUUUGCUGGUGUUUUGCAUGAUUGGUGUGAACCCUUCCCUACUUACCCACGGACAUACGACAUGCUUCACGCGAAUGGGCUCCUCUCAUACCUUAUGUCGGAACGAUGCAGCAUCACAAACUUACUAUUCGAGAUGGAUCGUAUCCUACGUCCUGAGGGAUGGGUUGUUCUAUCGGAUGAAGUGGGGUCCAUAGAGAAGGCUCGUACAAUUGCUACACAAAUACGAUGGGAGGCAAGGGUGAUCGAUCUUGAAAAUGGCAGUGAUCAGAGGAUACUUGUUUGCCAAAAGCCGUUUGUAAGAAAAUGAAUCUUGCAGCCAAUGUAGGUUAAUCGUUCCUUGGAUGUUAUACAAGUCUGGUAAUGACUCCACAUGUAAACGACACAUACGAUGAUGGUACCAGAUUCCUAACGAAGGCGCAAGGUGAAAGAAGCUCUACACUUGAAAUUUUUGGCAUGAGUGUAUCGUAGAUAAAAAAGAAGCUUGAGAGUGAAACAAACCGAAGCGUUUGUGAGCUGUAGAUUAGAGCAAGUUUUGCUGCCACGAGUAUUUUUUUUGGAAAGGAAUUCAUUCAUCCGAAUUUGUUUUCGUCUAUCUUUUCAUGUUUCUAUGCUCCUUUUUGAUCAAUUUUGUAACUCGAAAUUACAUUUGAAAGAAUAGGCGGCAAAGGUCAUGUAACGUUCAGUUU
Messenger RNA from Cynara cardunculus var. scolymus (artichoke), 2236 nucleotides. Its product is annotated as probable methyltransferase PMT5. Gene Ontology annotation, molecular function: methyltransferase activity. Bases 1 to 1857 code for a protein of 618 amino acids. NCBI's taxonomy places the organism in Eukaryota, Viridiplantae, Streptophyta, Magnoliopsida, Asterales, Asteraceae. The record is from RefSeq and is a predicted model, not a curated record. The transcript is spliced from 8 exons. Gene Ontology annotation, cellular component: cytoplasm.